GGCCUGCCGGGAGCGGGCUGGGAGGUGGCGGCCCGGCCCAAUGGGUGCGGGCUCCCGAGGAGAGGGCGGAGGAGAAGAGGAAGCUAGCGGGCUGCGGGCCGCGUCCCCAUUCAUUGCAGUGGCCUGCUGAGUAGGGUCCAGUGUUUCCGGAGUCAUGGAGGCGCUGAUCCCGGUCAUCAAUAAACUGCAGGACGUCUUCAACACGGUGGGCGCCGACAUCAUCCAGCUGCCUCAGAUCGUCGUAGUGGGAACGCAGAGCAGUGGAAAGAGCUCAGUGCUGGAAAGCCUAGUGGGGAGGGACCUUCUUCCAAGAGGGACUGGUGUGGUCACCCGGAGACCUCUCAUUCUGCAGCUGGUCCACGUUUCACCAGAAGAUAAAAGAAAAACAACAGGAGAAGAAAAUGGUUGCCUCCAGGAGUCAGUAUUGUUUUUUGCUUUAUACACACCCUGCUACAUGGAAAAACUCAAGACACCUUUCUAAAGGAGUUGAAGCAGAAGAAUGGGGUAAAUUUCUUCACACCAAAAACAAGCUUUACACAGAUUUUGAUGAAAUACGACAAGAAAUUGAAAAUGAAACCGAAAGAAUUUCAGGAAAUAAUAAGGGAGUAAGCCCGGAGCCAAUUCAUCUCAAGGUUUUCUCGCCCAAUGUUGUCAACCUGACCCUUGUGGAUUUGCCAGGAAUGACCAAAGUCCCUGUAGGUGACCAACCCAAGGAUAUUGAGCUUCAAAUCAGAGAACUUAUUCUUCGGUUCAUCAGUAAUCCCAAUUCCAUUAUUCUUGCUGUCACUGCUGCAAAUACAGAUAUGGCAACAUCUGAGGCACUCAAGAUUUCCAGAGAGGUAGAUCCAGAUGGGCGCAGAACUCUAGCUGUAAUCACCAAACUUGAUCUCAUGGAUGCGGGUACUGAUGCCAUGGAUGUACUGAUGGGAAGGGUUAUUCCAGUCAAGCUUGGAAUAAUUGGAGUAGUUAACAGGAGCCAACUUGAUAUUAACAAUAAGAAGAGUGUAACUGAUUCAAUCCGUGAUGAAUAUGCUUUUCUUCAAAAGAAGUACCCAUCUCUGGCCAACAGAAAUGGAACAAAGUAUCUCGCUAGGACCCUGAAUAGGUUACUUAUGCAUCAUAUCAGAGAUUGUUUACCAGAGCUAAAAACAAGAAUAAAUGUCUUAGCUGCUCAGUAUCAGUCUCUUCUAAAUAGCUAUGGUGAGCCCGUGGAUGAUAAAAGUGCUACUUUGCUCCAGCUUAUUACCAAAUUUGCCACAGAGUAUUGUAACACUAUUGAAGGAACCGCAAAGUACAUCGAAACUUCUGAGCUAUGCGGUGGUGCUAGGAUUUGUUAUAUUUUCCAUGAGACUUUUGGGCGAACCUUAGAAUCUGUUGAUCCACUCGGUGGCCUUAACACUAUCGACAUCCUGACCGCCAUUAGAAAUGCUACUGGCCCCCGUCCUGCUUUAUUUGUGCCUGAAGUUUCAUUUGAGUUACUGGUCAAACGUCAGAUUAAGCGUCUAGAAGAGCCCAGCCUCCGGUGUGUGGAACUGGUCCAUGAGGAGAUGCAGAGGAUCAUUCAGCAUUGUAGCAAUUAUAGCACACAGGAAUUGUUACGGUUCCCUAAACUUCAUGAUGCCAUAGUUGAAGUAGUGACUUGUCUUCUUCGUAAAAGGUUGCCCGUGACAAAUGAAAUGGUACAUAACUUAGUGGCAAUCGAGCUAGCAUAUAUCAACACAAAACACCCUGACUUUGCUGAUGCCUGUGGGCUAAUGAACAAUAACAUAGAGGAACAAAGAAGAAACAGGCUAGCAAGAGAACUACCUUCAGCUGUAUCACGAGACAAGUCUUCUAAAGUUCCAAGUGCUUUGGCACCUGCCUCCCAGGAGCCCUCCCCUGCUGCUUCUGCUGAGGCUGAUGGCAAGGUCACAUCUGCAGGUGGUGGGAUUGGAGAUGGUAGUCAGGAACCAACAACAGGCAGCUGGAGAGGAAUGCUGAAAACUUCAAAAGCUGAAGAAUUACUUGCUGAAGAAAAAUCAAAACCCAUCCCAAUUAUGCCAGCAAGUCCCCAAAAAGGCCAUGCUGUCAAUUUGCUAGAUGUGCCAGUUCCAGUUGCCCGAAAACUGUCUGCCAGAGAACAACGAGAUUGUGAGGUUAUUGAAAGACUCAUCAAAUCAUAUUUUCUAAUUGUCAGAAAGAAUAUUCAAGACAGUGUCCCAAAGGCAGUAAUGCAUUUUUUGGUUAAUCAUGUGAAAGAUACUCUUCAGAGUGAAUUAGUUGGGCAGCUGUAUAAGUCAUCCUUAUUAGAUGACCUUCUGACUGAAUCUGAGGACAUGGCACAGCGAAGAAAAGAAGCAGCCGAUAUGCUGAAGGCAUUACAAGGAGCCAGUCAAAUUAUUGCUGAAAUCCGAGAGACUCAUCUUUGGUGAACAGAACUGUUUGAUAUCCACACUUUGCUGACUUGAACCUGCUAGCUACUGCCUACCUGAGUAGAAGUUUAUUUAUGAACUUUUGUGUAUUGCAGUGUAUGAAUUUGCUUAUGUGAAGACUGGCUAUAAGCUGAAAAGUAUAUUAUUCACUACAAAAGAAAUCACAUGUUUAAUUGACAUUUUUCAAGUUUCCUAUGAUGUAUAUCAAGUCUGUUUCCGUCAAACUUACAAGAACAGUUGAUGUUCUAGUUGUACAAAGCAGUUUGCCUGUGCAUAUGAUGACCCACGUAACCUUAUUUUAGUCUUAAAGUUGCAGCUGUAGUCCUCAAAAAGGAAGCUCCAGGACAUUUCCUGACUAUAAUGCAUGCACUAUUUAUAUAGACUGACCUGGCUUUAAAGGAUGGAGCCUGGCAAGUCCUCACAUAAUCAAUGUAUCCACCUAUCCUUCAUUUUUAUAGUCUUAAAAAACAAACAAAACUCUGUAACUUUUCAGUUUUAAAAAAUAUAUAAGAUCUGAAAGACUCGUAAAGAUGUAGGAACAGACUGUGUAAUUAAUGGCUCCUGAGUCUACACUGAACUGUGUUAGAAAUUAAAAUAUACUUUGAUUCAAAAUAAGCCUGAAGAUAUGAAUUGACUUUCUGCAUUAAAAACAACUAUUGGGAACUUUCUUAAUAACAAUGGCUAGUCCUGUUAGUCUCUAAAAGAUCCAAUGAUAACCUAAAUUUCCCUUAUUUACAAAUACAGCAGUUACAAUCCAGAUACACCCUUAAAGUGGGACACUUAACAUUGGACUCCAAGACUCACAGUUAAGUGGGACCUAAAAUUCCAGUCUGUAUCCACUGGUAAUAGCUACUCUAGUUCCAUGCCAACAUGGACCUUUGUUAAAGAAAAAUACCUGGACAUACACAUAUACCUAAAAGCUUAUGGACUACUAAACUGUAUUCAAGGGUUGAGGGUGAUGUUUACAACCUAUUCUGUGAAAACUGCCUGUGCAAUUCAUGUUGUAACCCAAGUGUUAAAAAAUUUUCUGACCUAGCUGGGUGGUGGUGGUGGUGGUGGUGGUGCACGCCUUUAAUCCCAUCAGUUGGGAGGCAGAGGCAGGUGGAUCUCUGUGAGUUCAAGGCCAGCCUGGUCUACAGAGUUGAGUUCCAAGACGACCAGAAUUACACAGAGAAACCCUAUCUUGCACCCUCCUCCCCCAAAAUUUAAACCUAAAUAGAAAUCUUCGAUGUAUCUAGUUGUCUCUGACCAAAUGAUACAUUCAUGUUAUAAAUAUUAAAAUUCUUUUCAGGUUAUAGUCACACAUCUUAUGAAAUAAUAUUAGCAAGGAAAACAGAACAUGUUAUCUUUAGCUUAUGAUGCCCACUGAGCAAUCUCAAAAACAUAAAGGCAGUCUGAUACAGUGAGUACACACUGCCUAAAUGUGUGAGCAUACUUAAAAUAUCCUGUUAUCCAACUAUUAGGUAUUCAUGAUUUAUUUUUUAAGAGAGAUAACCACCACUGUAGCCUUUUGAAUUUGUAAGGAGAAAGAAAUGUACCUUUAUCCAACAUUUCAGACAGAUUUUAAAUGGAAGAUGUUAGUUAGCUUUAAAAACGUGCUAUGAUAAUGUACUUGUUAGCACUACACACUUUGUACAAAAAAAAUCCAAGCAAGAAAUGUAGGGAAAGGGGAAGCUUCCUUUGUGUGCUUUUACACUGAGUUGUGUUCUGAAACAUAGAGAUAAUUUCUGGUAUAUUUAUAAGACCACUGUAUGUUCUAUGUAAAUAAAAAUUCUGGUGUGAAAUGGCAUUAAAGUUUGCCAGCAAGUGAA
Arvicanthis niloticus (Nile rat) is the source of this 4222-nucleotide messenger RNA. It is a transcript of the gene Dnm1l, whose product is annotated as dynamin 1 like. Gene Ontology annotation, molecular function: microtubule binding; GTP binding; GTPase activity. Gene Ontology annotation, cellular component: mitochondrion; membrane; microtubule. Lineage: Eukaryota; Metazoa; Chordata; Mammalia; Rodentia; Muridae. Gene Ontology annotation, biological process: endocytosis; peroxisome fission; mitochondrial fission. The record is from RefSeq and is a predicted model, not a curated record.